CUUCCAGAUCGGCUGUGAUUGGUCAGUUUGGGAAAGAGGAAAUAGAACAUCGAUGGUUCCUGCGUCCUCUUCAUCAUCCUGUGGAUGCUCUGGUAGCUGAGUGCACAUCCGUUUGGCAAUAACGCCUGUAUUCUCUUAGGAGAGGGGGACUUACCAGCUGCCAACAUGUCGAGCAAAAGGGCAAAAGGAAAGAACACCAAGAAGCGCCCCCAGCGUGCCACCUCCAAUGUGUUUGCUAUGUUUGACCAGUCUCAAAUUCAGGAGUUCAAGGAGGCCUUCAACAUGAUCGACCAAAACAGGGAUGGUUUUAUUGACAAAGAAGACCUUCAUGACAUGCUGGCCUCUUUAGGUAAGAACCCCACGGAUGAGUACCUGGAGGCAAUGAUGAAUGAAGCCCCAGGCCCAAUCAACUUUACCAUGUUUCUGACCAUGUUUGGAGAAAAGCUGAACGGCACUGAUCCUGAGGAUGUGAUCCGUAACGCUUUUGCCUGCUUUGAUGAGGAAGGCACAGGUGUAAUCCAGGAGGAGUACCUGCGGGAGCUGCUCACUACGAUGGGUGACAGGUUUACAGAUGAAGAAGUGGACGAGCUCUUCCGAGAGGCACCCAUUGACAAGAAAGGCAACUUCAACUAUGUCGCAUUCACACGCAUAUUAAAGCACGGCGCUAAGGACAAAGACGAUUAGUGGCAGAAGCAGCUUUGGAUGAGGUUUAUUCUCUAUGUCGUGUGUAUCUUUAAUGGGUUAGACCAGCUAUAUCCUGUUACCUGACUCAUGACAAGCUUCUCUGUGGUACAACUCACUGAAGGUCAUUUAUUAAAGCUGCUUGUUGGCCCGUACCUCUGGACUCCCCCCCCCCCCUCCAACUCCUCAACCCCACUCUCUAAGCUCAUUUGCACAUGUGUGAAAUCGCCACUAUGAGGUCUGUGUAAGAUAGUGAACAUGUAUGAAAAGACCCUCGUGGAUUAAGCUGGAAAUAAACUGAACAAGGAGUCUCUUAUUGUGAA
Messenger RNA from Scatophagus argus, 1004 nucleotides. It is a transcript of the gene myl12.2, whose product is annotated as myosin, light chain 12, genome duplicate 2. NCBI's taxonomy places the organism in Eukaryota, Metazoa, Chordata, Actinopteri, Scatophagidae. The transcript has 4 exons. Gene Ontology annotation, molecular function: calcium ion binding. Gene Ontology annotation, cellular component: cytoplasm. The record is from RefSeq and is a predicted model, not a curated record. The coding region runs from base 166 to 684 and encodes 172 amino acids.